AUGCAAGACACUGACCAACAGCAUGGAGAUAUCUUCACUUUCAUAUUAUUUGGGAAGAAGAUGACGGUAUAUCUCGGCCUCGAAGGCAACGAAUUCAUCCUCAACGGCAAGCUCGAAAACCUCAAUGCCGAGGAGGUGUACUCCCCGCUCACCACCCCUGUCUUCGGUCGGGACAUCAUCUACGACUGCCCAAAUGCGAAGCUCAUGGAGCAGAAGAAGUUUGUGAAGUUUGGACUUACACAGCAUGCACUGGAGACAUAUGUUCCGUUGAUUGAAAACGAGGUGAACGGAUUCCUCAAAGCUUCUCCCGCUUUCAAAGGUCGCUCAGGAACAUUCGACGUCCCGUCCGCGAUGGCUGAGAUUACCAUCUUUACCGCGAGCCGAACCCUGCAGGGAGCAGAUGUACGAAAAAAGUUGUCAGGGGAGUUCGCAGAGCUGUACAAUGAGCUUGAUCUUGGUUUCAGGCCCAUCAACUUUAUCUUGCCAUGGGCGCCACUGCCACACAACAAACGACGAGACGCUGCACGCAUUCAAAUGGAGUCUGUCUACAAGGAUAUCAUCAACGAACGCCGAAGGUCAGGUCAAAGUGUCGAGGACAAGGAGGCCGACAUGAUGUGGCACCUGAUGAGCUGCUCCUACAAGAACGGACAGCCAGUUCCCGACGAGGAGAUCGCCGGCAUGAUGAUCACGCUUCUUAUGGCAGGCCAGCAUUCGUCCUCUUCCAGCAGCUCAUGGAUCAUGCUCCGCCUGGCCUCGCGGCCCGACAUCGUGGAGGAGCUGUACCAGGAGCAGGUGCGAAAUCUCGGCUACGACGGCACCCAGCCCUUCCAGUAUUCCGAUAUCGACAAGCUUCCGUUGCUCCAGAACGUCAUCAAGGAGACGCUGCGGGUCCACGGCUCCAUCCACUCCAUCAUGCGAAAGGUUAUGAAGCCAUUACCGAUCCCAAAGACAGACUACGUUAUCACUCCCGACCAUGUCAUGGUUGCCUCCCCCAUCGUGACACAUCUGAGCGACGAGUUCUUCCCGAAGGCAGGAGACUGGAACCCUCGCCGCUGGGAGAGUCGAGUGGAGGAGGCUGCAGACGAAGGCACUGUGGACUACGGGUACGGAGAGGUCAGCAAGGGAGUCAAGAGCCCGUACCUGCCUUUCGGGGUCGGCCGCCACCGAUGCAUCGGCGAGAAGUUCGCCUACGUCAACCUGUGCACCAUCAUUGGCACCUUGGUCCGGAACUUCAAGUUCAACACGCUCGACGGCAAAUCUCAUGUCCCGCCAACGGAUUACGCGUCCCUUUUCUCCAGGCCAGAGGCUCCUGCGGUUAUUCGCUGGGAGCGACGGUUCCCCUAA
Messenger RNA from Diaporthe citri, 1344 nucleotides. RefSeq lists its product as uncharacterized. Gene Ontology annotation, biological process: ergosterol biosynthetic process. The record is from RefSeq and is a predicted model, not a curated record. The coding region runs from base 1 to 1344 and encodes 447 amino acids. The transcript is spliced from 2 exons. Gene Ontology annotation, molecular function: oxidoreductase activity, acting on paired donors, with incorporation or reduction of molecular oxygen; iron ion binding; monooxygenase activity. NCBI's taxonomy places the organism in Eukaryota, Fungi, Ascomycota, Sordariomycetes, Diaporthales, Diaporthaceae.